CAGCUACCUAGCAUGUACUUCUCUUACUACAUAUAAUAACCAAUAGCCAGUAACGGCCCCAAAUUCUACAACAAUGUACGCGCGAUACGUCCCUCCACCCAAAGGUACUUCACAAGGCGCAGAAAUACAAAAAACUACAGAAUCGCCAUCCAGUCCACCAGUCAAGCAACAACCGACGGCUUAUGCGAGAUACAUCCCACCUCCCAAGUCCACCAAUGGCCAAUCGAAUCACCAAGCUUCAAAUCAUGUCCGCUUUGAACAUGGAAAUGACAUAGAAGAGCCACCGCCUAAGAAGGCUAAGUUGGCCGAAGACCAUGCCACUCCCAAGGAAUUAAAGAAGAAGCCUAAAGGCUCAAAAAAGUCCACGAAGGAGCCCAAGACAAUUAUAGCCGAUUCAACACAAUUAGAAGAUGCGGACAAGUCUUACGCCGAGCCAACCAAUGUUCAGAAUGGACUCAAUGAUAGUGCGGUGGCCGAGCAGUCAGAGGCAGUAGACCAACAAGUCGCCCGUGAGCAAAUCGAGUUGGUCGAUGAGAUAAAGGAGAAAAGGAGAAACAAAAAGAAGUCAAAUAAGAUAGAAGCUGCGCAUGAAACUCCGAUUCAACACCGUUCAGUUCUCGAAAAAGCAGCCAAGGCAAUGCGACAUCCCGAGUCGCAACCUAUAUCAGAUCAACAAGAGGAUUUGCCAAUGCACGAUGCGCCCGGGAUUGGCGAAGAUUCGGAUGUGCCUGAAGUUCAUGGACUCCAACCAUUGCCUCAACCGAAACCCGUUGUGCUGGAUACGACAAAGCCAAGUUACGAGACACUACCGCCCUGGCUAGCAGAGCCAAUUCGUGUAUCCCCACAGGCUACCGCGCCUUUUGUUGAAUUUGGAAUCAGUCCGGACUAUGGAAUCACUCCCGAAAUAGCUGAGAAGCUGGCUGCAAAUGGAUACAAACAAGCGUUCGCUAUACAAACAGCUGUCAUACCCUUGCUCCUCCCUCACCACGACAAAAGAAUGCAGGGUGACCUCUUAGUAUCAGCAGCUACAGGUUCGGGGAAAACAUUAGCCUACGUUUUGCCCCUGAUGCGGGAUUUGAGCCAGGGAAAUCGUCACCUCACAAAACUCCGUGCGCUUAUUGUUCUCCCAACGCGCGAGCUAGUCAGGCAAGCCCAACAGGUCUGCGAGCAGUGUGCAGGCAUAUUCUCCUCCAAUGGCAAGAAAAGAAGACCGCGGGUUGGAAUUUCAAUGGGCAACAAGUCACUUGAACAGGAACAAGCUGCCCUUGUUGAGAGGGAGGAGCGAUAUGAUCCCGAAGCCUAUGAUAAACGCCAGACAAGAAGCUUGUCUAACCGUGGACAUGGCGACGAUGAAGACAACGAUGAAGGGUACCUAACUGAUGAUGAACGGAGAGCAGAGAUUCGGAAGAAGGAAGACAAGAUCCCAACCUUGCCAUAUCACGUACUUGACUACAAAUCCAAAGUUGAUGUUCUUAUCUGCACGCCUGGACGGCUUGUAGAGCAUAUCAAAUUCACGCCAGGGUUUACUCUGGACUUCGUCCGUUGGCUUGUUGUCGAUGAGGCAGAUAAGCUACUUGGCCAGUCUUUCCAGCAGUGGUUGGACAUUGUGAUCCCGCGGGUGCAAUCUAACGACACGGGCGCUCGAAAUCAUAAGCAGUCUAACUUGUCGGGAGUCCGUAAAGUUAUUCUCAGUGCUACCAUGACCAGAGAUCUCGAUCGUUUAGAAGGCUUGAAGCUUCGUCUGCCAAAAUUGAUUGUCCUUGAUGGGCCUACGACCACUAACGAGGCGGUAGAGGCCAAGUUCGCGCUGCCGGAGCUACUUAAAGAAGCCGCGCUCAAAGUCAAGGAUCCUAAUCUUAAGCCGCUAUUCCUUCUCGAUUUGCUUCAGAGCGAACACAUAUUAGGACAAAUCACGCCUAAUAAAUCUACGAUGGAUCUAUCAGACGACGAAACUUCGUCUUCCGGCUCAGAUUCAGACGACUCAGAGUCGGAUUCGGAAUUAGAUACAUCGUUUGGGCCUUCUAAGAAAAUUUCUAGAAAAACACACAUGUCCAGUGUCUUAAUUUUUACAAAAUCCAAUGAGACUGCUAUAAGACUUUCGCGGCUACUAUCAUUGCUUUCGCCAACAAUAGGGUCUAUCACCGGCACACUUACCUCGACAACGCAAUACACGGCUCGUAAAGAGACGAUGCGUUUAUUCGCAGCCGGGAAGCUACGAGUUCUCGUCGCCUCCGACCUCGUUUCUCGUGGUAUAGACCUUCAAUCCCUUGACCAUGUCAUCAAUUACGAUAUGCCAUCAUCCGCAGCCUCGUAUGUCCACCGAGUAGGUCGUACUGCCCGUGCCGGGAAGACAGGUAGAGCAUGGACAUUGUUUACGAAUUCAGAAGGGAGAUGGUUCUGGAACGAAGUUGCGGGCUCGACAUCUAUCCAGAGAAGCAGCAGUGUAGAGCGUAUUAGGGUGACGGAAGAAAAGGAGGAGGCAUUCGAGACGAAGGUAACCGCCUACGAGUCAGCACUUGCAAAGUUGGGAGAAGAGGCGGGCAACCCAAGGCAUCGAGCCCAAUGAGGUUCUCAACUUGGCCAGUUUGUACGAUCGUAUUUUAGGUAUCCCUUGAAUCCUAUAAUUCUCGGAAUGUCUGGUAGCCGCCCAAUACAGCCAACUACCUAUUAUUUCUAAGAAAAGCUGCAUGAAGUCAAAUUUAGUAUUGUAAUGAAAUGGCGUGUAAAUGGAAAACUCAUAGUGCAGUUGUCUCUCGUACCGAGACGAGAGCUGUACACUAUAAUCUCACGAGCCUAUAGUGCCGA
Molecule: messenger RNA, 2805 nt
Organism: Hypoxylon fragiforme
Lineage: Eukaryota; Fungi; Ascomycota; Sordariomycetes; Xylariales; Hypoxylaceae
Product: P-loop containing nucleoside triphosphate hydrolase protein
Exons: 1
Coding region: 74-2566 (830 amino acids)
Cellular component (GO): nucleus
Molecular function (GO): nucleic acid binding; ATP binding
Source: RefSeq, a predicted model, not a curated record